UGUCACUUGUAACUGACCCUUUUCAAGGGAAGUGCUCCUAGGAGUGGCUAAAGCAGCAGAAAUGCAAACGUUAACGUUUGUUUUCAGUUUUUAUUUUUCACUUUCAACUGCUUUUUAUUUUCACGUAGGGGAACGAGAGGAGAAAUGCAUAAUAGAAGACAUUCCAAGCGACACACUGAUAACAGGGACUUUCAAGAUACAGCAGUGGGACAUACACAGACAAGAUUUCCUUGAAUCUGCUCCUGGCUUGGGAAUGUUUGUGACUGUUACAACUUACAAUGAUGAGGUAUUACUGUCCAAGUUAUAUGGCCCACAAGGAAGGUUCUACUUUACUUCACAUUCACCUGGCGAACACAUCAUUUGCUUGGAAUCUAAUUCUACGAGACUUGUGUCAUUUGGUGGGAGUAAGCUGCGGAUCCACUUAGAGAUUCGAGUUGGACAACACGACCUUGAUGCAGCCAUUGCUCAAGCAAAGGACAAAGUUAAUGAAGUUAGCUUUAAGUUGGAACACCUAAUUGAGCAAAUUGAGCAAAUAGUCAAAGAACAAAACUAUCAAAGGGACCGUGAAGAAAAUUUUCGAAUGAUCAGUGAAGAUACAAAUGGCAAUGUUUUAUGGUGGGCUUUUGCACAAACAUUAAUCUUUAUCUCAAUUGGAAUUUUCCAAAUGAAAUACCUUAAAGACUUCUUUAUAGCUAAGAAACUCGUUUAAAAUGUUAAUAAAGGCAACUACCUGCUAAUCUGCAUAAUAUUUGAAUUAAUCAAUCAAAAUACAUCAUAACCAUGUAAUUUUAUGAUUUCAAAGAUGAUCAGAGAUUGAAAUUAAUAUUAUACUGACAAAAUAUUACUUUAACUAUGUGGCCUUUGAGCUUGAUAGAAUAAGCUCAUCAUCUGGUUAUUUUAACUCUGUAUAUAGAUCAGCACUGUCCCAUACAAAUAAAAUGUAAGCUACAUAUAUAA
This is a messenger RNA of Mustela erminea (ermine), 957 nucleotides long. Its product is annotated as transmembrane emp24 domain-containing protein 11. Gene Ontology annotation, biological process: intracellular protein transport; endoplasmic reticulum to Golgi vesicle-mediated transport; Golgi organization. The transcript is spliced from 5 exons. The record is from RefSeq and is a predicted model, not a curated record. Gene Ontology annotation, cellular component: endoplasmic reticulum; Golgi apparatus; COPII-coated ER to Golgi transport vesicle. NCBI's taxonomy places the organism in Eukaryota, Metazoa, Chordata, Mammalia, Carnivora, Mustelidae. The coding region runs from base 62 to 709 and encodes 215 amino acids.